UUCUUUGGAGAUUGCGUUGAAGUGGGGGGAGAGAGAGAGAGAGAGAGAGAGAGAGAGAGAGAGAGGUAUAGCGUUUUCUUUGGAGAUUGCGUUGAAGUGGGGGGAGAGAGAGAGAGAGAGAGAGAGAGAGAGAGAGAGAGAGAGAGAGAGAGAGAGAGAGAGAGAGAGAGAGAGAGAGAGAGAGAGGUGGGCUCAGUAAUGGGGACUUACUUAAAUACCUUGCAAGUUAACCAGCAAGACACAGAGCACUCAGCUGUUUGGAUUGACAAUAAUAUAGAUGGAUUGAAACUUCAACUGAUCUAACAAAUUGUCUGGUUGGCGUGUUCGCGUGUUUGAGGUCAGCAUGAGCGCGGACUGCACGAGCUACUACAACGCAGAGAAAGUGCUCGUAAACGAGUUCACGUGCCCUAAACCGGACAGCGAUGCACGAGCGCUUUUCUGUUGCGGCUUCAAUGACAUGAAAUACUGUUGUGAUGACCCCAACAGUUUUUUCCCAUAUGAGUAUGGAUACAUGUGGUGGUUGAGUCUGGGAGCGCUGGUUGGCCUGUCCAUAGCAGCUGUGGUCCUGCUAGCCUUCAUCAUCACGAUCUGUGUCCUGUGCUAUCUGUUCAUCGCAACCAAACCCAGAGGCCUGGACAACGGCCUGCCCCUCAGAGCACCAGGUGCUGAACCCAGUCCGCGAGAGGGGCCGAGUCAGAGUCACCCCAGCAGCGCCCCUACGGGUCCCCAAGGGUUUAAGAAGCACUUCCUGAGUGGUAAACUGGACUGUGACAACCAGCCUCCAGACCCAGACCGCCUCUUCCAGAGGUGCUUCAUGGCCACAGUCACCACCAUCAACGUGGAGGGGUCCUCAUAGACUGGCCUAGGCCCCUCAAGCCAGUAUAGACGGAGGAGAGGAAUAGAGGAUGGCUGUGUGAGAGGAGGAGAAGAUAGGAGCCUCAAA
Molecule: messenger RNA, 943 nt
Organism: Coregonus clupeaformis (lake whitefish)
Lineage: Eukaryota; Metazoa; Chordata; Actinopteri; Salmoniformes; Salmonidae
Product: protein shisa-like-2A
Exons: 3
Coding region: 344-856 (170 amino acids)
Source: RefSeq, a predicted model, not a curated record